This is a messenger RNA of Branchiostoma floridae (Florida lancelet), 899 nucleotides long. RefSeq lists its product as uncharacterized. The transcript is spliced from 6 exons. Gene Ontology annotation, biological process: calcium-ion regulated exocytosis. Gene Ontology annotation, molecular function: calcium ion binding. Bases 258 to 899 code for a protein of 213 amino acids. Gene Ontology annotation, cellular component: endoplasmic reticulum. NCBI's taxonomy places the organism in Eukaryota, Metazoa, Chordata, Leptocardii, Amphioxiformes, Branchiostomatidae. The record is from RefSeq and is a predicted model, not a curated record.
UCUCCUGUGGAUGGCAUCCUUGACAUUGUGAUUGUUGGUCCGUAUCUAGGCCGGUGAUGUCAUUACUUACUCAACGUUAAUGUGAUUAUUUUUAGCCAUUCGUAUUGACACAAAUAUCUAUUUGUGCGUUUGAAGCUGUUGAACUUCCCACGCAUCAGGUAUAUUAGGACCCAGCUUCUGCUUCUGCCUCACUCCUACCAUACAUCUUCAAGACGCCGAUACUGUUUCAGUCGAGUUCCUGACUUCAUCGACCAACCAUGACUCCCUUCCUUCUUCUCUUUGUUGCCCUGGCAACGGCUUCUCCAGUGAAGAGACAGACCACUGCACUGGAUGCUGACGGGGACGGACACAUCACCAUCAUUGAGGUGGACAACGCCAUGGACCUGGGAGAGGUCCUGGUGGCUUUGGAUACCGACGGUGAUCAGCAGUUCACCGUUGACCAGGCCCUGCAGUUCAUUGACCAUCACUACUUCAACGUCCUCGACACCAACCAUGACCACGUGAUAAGCUUCCAAGAAAUCCAGGACGGCCUGACCCUGGCUGACCUGUUUGCCUUCUAUGAUCGCAACGAUGACGGAUUCCUGUACGGUGCAGAGGCUGACCGCAUCAUCGCCAUGUACGAUGCAGCGUACGGGACAGCUGCAGUCCCCGCCGCGCGGCGCCAGAGGAGGCAGGCCGACGGGCUGGACACUAAUAAUGACGCGCAUCUCACACUCAGCGAGUGUGAGGCCGGACUCAACCUGGCGGUAGUCGCCUACGCUUUGGACACCGACGGUACGUACCGAGUGAUAACUGAUAGGUUUCUGUGGCCGAGCGAUGACGGUUUUCUGUACGGAGCUGAGGCGGACAGGGUCUACUUUAUGUACAACGAGGUUCAGAAUGCCGCGGCCGGGAACUAA